This is a messenger RNA of Plasmodium fragile, 4881 nucleotides long. RefSeq lists its product as uncharacterized. The transcript is spliced from 2 exons. Lineage: Eukaryota; Apicomplexa; Aconoidasida; Haemosporida; Plasmodiidae. The coding region runs from base 1 to 4881 and encodes 1626 amino acids. The record is from RefSeq and is a predicted model, not a curated record.
AUGGAUCAGUCGCUUGAGUCCCUGUCAUAUGAGUACAUUCGGGAAUGCCUUCGGACGAACAGCAGCUAUGACGUAUCGGUGAGCAAGUACCACGAGGCGGUGAAGUCCAGACAGGGGGGGAGGACGGGACGUGCAACCGCAGAUGGAGCAACCGCAGAUGGAGCAGCCGCAGAUGCAGCAGCUGCGGGAGGGGCAACUGUGGACAAGGGAGCCAAGACCAUGCAGAAGAGCACCGGGAAGGCCAAGGCGAACAGCACCAUGUACAGCCUAUUCGACAUGAACAUGGUAACUCUGUACGAGGAGUUGCUGGAGGUGUUCAGCUACAACCAAAUUGUAAUAAAGAAUUGUAACUUCACCUUUUCUAAGAUUAACAAGACUACGUACCAGGGGCGGGUGUUCGUGUGUUUCGUGAUGAAUGGAGCUCACGUGAGUGCCCCCGCGUCUGCCCCUGCGUCUGCAUCUUCAUCUUCGUCCGCGUCUGCCGCUGCACCUGCAUCGACGACUUCGAACGAACAUGUAAAAAUUAAAACAGAGGACUCGAAUGCACUAGUAACGCAACCAGACACAAAUCCAAUUCGAAGGAAGAAAAGUAGCAUCCUGCACAGCUUAAAGGUGAAAGGAAACAAAGUAUCGAAUGUAAAGGAGGUUCUUAAGGACACAUUCGAUACACUAAUUUUUUUCAUGAUUAACAGAUACAAUAUUAAACUGAAGAUAAAUCACCCCUAUAGGGUGAAGGAGACAUGCAGUUAUGUAAUUAAGAAUGAAGAAGUGUAUAAAUUUUUGCGACACGAUAAUUAUUUUAGGAUCGACCUGAACAAAUUACAUUACGACAUUAAUGAUUACUCUUUUGUUUUUAAAAUGAACAUAACUCAGUUUAGUGACUUUUUUAAAUACAUAAAGCAUAUCCACUCAUGUGCUUAUUUGAUCUCUCUUCUCAUUAGAAUAAUCGCAGACAAAAAUAAAAUUCACAAGUACAGCUCGCAGCUUUUUUUUUGUAAGAGGAAUGAGGAGUGCCUUUGUAAUUUGUACAUGAGUUUUGUAAAACAAAAUCAGGAGAGCUUCCAGAAGAUUUUUUUUAAUAGCAAAUUGGUUAGCAUGGACAAUAUCAUUCCUUCUAAGGUGUCGCUAAUUGAGGAGGUUAAGAAGAAAAUAAUAAAAAGGCGAGACUUGACCUACCCCGAUGAGCUCUUCAUAUGCUCCUUCGUCAAGUCUUUCUACACCUUCAAGGUGGACGCAGCAGUGGAGAGGAAGCUCACCGCGGGGGAGGACAAGAAUGGGGAGAAGCAGGUGCAGGGUGUCGUCGACGUGAGAGAAGCGAACGAAGCGGUCGACAUGGGCGAAGCGGUCGAUACGAGCAACACGAACGACGCGGUCGACACGAGCAACACGAACGACGCGGUCGACACCGCUAACAUGAAAAACCUGCGCGACUUGCCCUUCACGGGGAAAACCCCACCAAGCGCCCACACAGACCGCACAAACGACGUCACGCACGAUCAUAUACUUAUAAGCGACGCCACCAGUGACGAAGAAAGCAUUAAAAAAGGGGACUCAGCAAAACCUCCUUGUAAAGGCAUCCCCCAUACACAAGGCGAACAAACCUAUUUAACAUACCCUACGAAGAAUGGCGAAAAAAAUGAAACCACAGGAAAAGCCCCCGACACACAUCUUAGCAGUAGCGGGGGAAACAUAAAAGGGACCGUUAGUUAUUAUAGUGGCAAAGGGAUACAGGUGGAUAAAAAGAAUGGCGAGAACAAGGGGGUAAGUUACUUGCAGGACCCUGCUAAAAAGGUCAGAUGGUAUAAAAUGAGCAGCAGUAAAAGUGGCUCCAUCUCGAAGGUGAACAAUGGUUGGCAUGGAUUCAUAUAUAGAAACAGCACGCGGGUCCCCUUUUCCGGAGCCAUCAAGGGGGAGACACAGGUGCAGUCAGGUGAGCAGCUUCCAUCCGCUUCGCAGUCGCAAGUGAACACUUUCGUAUCUGUGCAAAAUACAGACCAAUUGGGGAAGAGGACACGGACCGUCGACGAGUCCAUUGUGGGGGACCAGAAGACGGGACGCACGGUCCACGAAAAUGUUGGCGCGGACAGCAGCCACAAUGCGCUCGAUGGUCAGCAGUUUGUAGUUAUUAACCUCGAUGAUAGCACGUGUGAGGAGAGUUCCAACGAGGUGGUGCUGGACAGGGAGCAUCGCACCAAUGAGCCGCAAGCAGAUGAGCGGCCAACCAACGAACCGCCACCAACGGAGCAGCCCACAGAGCGGGUAGACGACGACGCGCCGAUCACCCACACGGAAAUGCGCCAGGGGAAGAAGGGGGAGGAAAUUGAAAAGGGGAUGGCGCCCCAGAGUAACAGCCAUGACGAGGGUGUGCCCCCCCAUUACGGUGCUUUGAAGAGGAGGAAGACCAGCGGGGAGUUGGGCGCAGAGACCAUAGACACUGGAGACGUACACGGUAGAGGUUCUGUUAACACCCCUGACGCGGCGGCCGGCCUUACCAAGGACGUGAGUUACCAGAAAAAGUUUCCUCAACAGGAAAAGAUCGUGUACGAGUGUAUACUCGGGCAGGGGCGCGUGAGACAGAACCCAAACAAGGGGCACAGCAGUAGGAGCAUGAGUAGGUGGACUAACAACAGGCGUUCUGCACAAGAGGCACUUCAUGACAAGGGCGGUUGGAACAGAAGCGGACACGACGAGCGCGGUGAAGGUAGGCAUGGGGACAAGAAAGAAGAGGGGCAAAAGUCGAGUACUGAGUUCUACCUGCCGCCCCGCUCGUCCAUUUCUAAUAACAACAUUGGUGGGUUAUGCACAGAGCAACGGGGCACUGAUCAUAAGGGAAAGUAUAUUGAGGUCGACACACGGGGGCGCAAAGUAGACACUGUGAUUGGAAGUGGUAUGAGUGGACGCGGCAUGGUUGGGCAUACCUCACCCAACGUGCAGGCGGAACGUUUCCCCAUGGGGGGAGUCGCUGUGAGACGGCGUCCCCUUACACGAAGUAUGACAAAGCGUAAUGUAGUUAACGGAGGAGACUGUCAACUCGGUGAGGCAAGCGCACCACAAGGAAGUCCCACUCAACAGUACCACAACAAUUACGUUAAUAAAAAGGAGAACUACAUGGUCAAUACACAAGACCAUCAUUCAAUGUUCAACACAAAUGAACUGUACACAGAAGCAGGGAAAAAAGAAAUGCAGAAUAUUCAAAUGAUAAAAAAAAUAAAUGAACACUUUUGCUACUUGAAUAACAGUGAUAAAAUGAAUGUUAUAAAAAUACUUUGUAGCUACAGGACUUAUUUAAAAAGAAUUUUUUAUUACGAAUGCAUAAAGCAGGAUUACUCGUUCGAGGUGGAGACGUGCAUCUUUUACCUGGAGUAUAUAAGCUACAACGGCAUGGACAAUGCAGUGGGGAGUUGUAGUCCAGGUAGAGGAAGUGACAACCCGAUUGGACGUGUUCGUAGCCAUGACGAUAGUGCCCGUCGGGGGCUAGGAGGACACCAUGGAAGAAGAGACAGACGGCGUAAUGACCACACAAUGGGUUAUGCCAAGGAAACCUUGCAGGGGGAGGACAACACGCACCCCCAUCCUACCUUCUGCGACCAAUUUGAGCAGGGAAAGAAACAAAAGCUAAUGAAUAAAAUAAAUUAUUAUACAAAUAAAAUCGGGGCAUUGAAUCAAAUCAUUUCUACCUACACACACAUCACUUCAACCUACAUGGAUCAAAUAAAGAAAUACCUGGAGCUCACCGAGUGCAUUAAAAAAUUUCGAUGUAGCUUUUACUACAAUGAACUCGAUUCAGAGAACGAGGAGGAGAUGCCCCUGGGCGCGGUACCGCCAUCGAGGGGGGUGCUUGGUGAGGUUGGCGUGGUGCAUAGCGGUGAGGUUGGCGAUCAAGUCGACGACCUGCUUGGCGGUGACGUCUGGCACAACGGGGCGGACCAAACGUACCAGGACAUGAUGGACCACAUACACAGAGACAUGGUUAGCCAAAUGUAUAGUUCCACCGCGAACCCAAUGUCUAGUCCCCCCGUAAGUCCAAUGCCUAGUCCCCCUGUAAGCCCAAUGCAUAGUCCCUCUGGAAGUCCAAUGCAUGGUGCUUCCUUAAAUCGCAUGCAUGUCGCUUCCCUAAGCCCAGCGCACGGUGCUUCCUUAAGUCGCAUGCAUGUCGCUUCCGUAAGCCCAAUGCAUAGUCCCCCCGGUAGUCCACUGCACGGCGCUUCCUUAAACCGCAUGCAUGCCGCUUCCCUAAGCCCAAUGCAUGGUGCUUCCUUAAGUCGCAUGCACGGCGCUUCCUUAAGCCCACUGCGUAGCGUCGCAGUGAACCCAAACGCAGAACCCGAGUGCUUGAGGAGCUUCCCCGAAGAUGCGCGGGCGGUACCGGCGCAGCGCUUCUCUCACCAAGGGGGGCAGCACCCAAGCGAAAAUUUCCUGAACAAGAAUACUGGAGACGGACUUACCACUUGUAGGUUCGAACCCAUAACUCAAGGGACAGGAAUACCAGGCCAUCGCUACAUCAACGUAGACAAACAACACAGAUGCAAGAGCAUUAUUAAAACUCCUUUUAUUACUUCUUAUGGACGGGAGGUUAGCAAGCCAGAAGAGAAUGAAAACGUUGUUGUAGAGAGGACCUUGGGGUUGGUUCAAGAAGAGGGGAAGGAUAAUGCAAGGCAAGUGGUGCAUGCUAAUUUGCAUUCUCACCCUACUAACAGGAGUGUGUUAAGCUCCACGAGUAAGUGGAACAAGGGAACCCUCGAGGGAGAUUACCCUGGGACCACAACUGUCCCCAGGGGUAACUAUAACCUACGCAAUGGCAAACGAGACUACCAGAACAUGAGGGGAGUUACUCGUUUUAACACAGGCGCUCAGCUGUGUCACAGCCCGUUUUACAAUUAA